Saccostrea echinata is the source of this 529-nucleotide messenger RNA. RefSeq lists its product as uncharacterized. The transcript is spliced from 4 exons. The coding region runs from base 1 to 513 and encodes 170 amino acids. Lineage: Eukaryota; Metazoa; Mollusca; Bivalvia; Ostreida; Ostreidae. The record is from RefSeq and is a predicted model, not a curated record.
AUGUGGAAGGUCCUCCUUCUUAUUCUUAAUAUUACAAGUGUAGUAUGUCAGUUUGGAAGUAGCGAUUUCUUCUCCCUGUCCCCCUUUGAACGGAGUGCUUUUGAGGGUGUACCAGGGAUCCCAGGAGACCAGCUUUAUAAAAUGGCAGACGGUUCUGUCUCUGAUGCCAUCAAGUUGAGGGCUAGAUUAUCCAUGUCUGCUGCUGGUGCUCAACCCGUGCCGAUUGCUGUGCCUGGCAAUGCUGCUCCGGCCGUACCAAUCACUGUAUCAGCAGGUGGUACUGCCUCUAUGACGACACCAGUUGCCGGAGGUGGCGCUGCACACAGAACUGCCAGUGUACCGUUAACCAUUGGUAGUCCUGCAGUCUUAGGAGGCACCCCCACCCAAAUUCCUUCUUUCUACGCCCUACUGCAACCACAACCCUUUGGGGCUUCGCAACUGGCAUAUAUACCACCAGGUUAUCCAAGUCCUGGCAUGAAUUACAACAUGGCCGCCUUAGCCUUUAUUGAUUAAACUGAGGGCAGGAAAC